AUGACCAUGUGCUUGGUCGGUACAGUCUACGGAUGGGCAGAGACUUCAUUUCUCCUUUUAACAUCUGGCAUCGGGAACGCGCAGCUAACGUUAACACCCGACGAAUAUUCAUGGGUCGUUUCUUUGACAGUACUUGGUUCAAUGAUCGGUUCACUUCUGGCUGUCCAGUUGGUCGAUCGCAUCGGUCGUAAAUACUGUCUCCUUGUAUGCAGCACAAUGUUCACCAUAGGCUGGCUCGACAUGCACACCUCAACAUCCGUGCCAAAGCUAUACCUUGCUGGGGUGACUCUCGGUAUAGGCGUUGGUAUUGCCCGCACGAUAAAUCCCAUGUUCGUGUCAGAAGUCGCCGACGUCAAACUCAGAGGACGCCUGAGUACUCUAAUCGCAGCGAACGUAUAUCCCGGGUCACUACUAACAUACGCUCUAGGACCCUCGCUGACGUACACGUCACACCUGCUGCUUCUUGCAGGAAUAUCCGCUAUAUCCACCUUGCUGCUCAUAUGCUUACGCGAAACUCCGUAUUUCUUGGUGGCAAAAGGUAAAAAGGAGCAAGCAUGCAAGUCGAUAGCAUAUUACAAAGGCAUCGAAGAUCCGGACCAAGUGAAAGUCGAACUACGCGCUCUACGCGCAGAAGCCAGAUACGGAUUACACCAACAAUCCACAAGCGAUUUACACUCACAAUCCAGAAGUGAUUUACCCUUACCAUCCAGUAGCGACUCACACUCACAAUCCAUAUCCUCAGUAGAUUCAAAAUUCAAAUGCGAAGUACGCACACUAACCACGGGCGAAUUACGCGUAGAAUACUCGCGCGUCGCGCCCGGAUUACACUCACAAUCCCCAAGCGACUUACACCGACCAUCCACAAGCGAAAUACACCAAGCAUCCACAAGCGAAGUACACGGACCAUCCACCAGCCAAAUACUCCCAGAAACGAGAAGCGAUUUAAGCUCACGAUCCAGAGUGGAUUCACGAGCAUCAACGGACACAUCUGAGCCAUACAUGGAUUUAACUAAAUAUACCUUUUUAGACAAGCUGCGAGCAAUACUAGAACGACGCAACAGGAGAGCUCUGUUUAUCAUGCUUGCUUGCCUUUACACACAAACACAAGAGUCUGACGAUUCCACCAUCGCUUUGAUUCCCCUUAUCCAUUUAGUUUUGUAUCAAGUAACGUUUCACAUUGGUUUAGGUGUAUUACCCAAUGUUUUCCUAUGCGACUUAUUUCCUACGAAACUAAAAGGCAUUGUUGGUGCCAUCGUUGUGAUUUUCGAUGGUAUAAUUGGUUUUACCACGUCGAAACUGAAUCAGGCUAUUACCGAUAAUAUAGGAGCGUUUGCGAAUUACAUGAUGUUCUGGACAUCAUGCUGGAUGGCAUUUAUGUUAACGUUCCUAUGGGUACCGGAAACGAGAGGAAAAACAUAUCACGAGAUUGAAGCGCUUCUAUUUGGUGAAAAUUUGAAUUCUUCGAAUGAAGAAGUUAGCAAUGAUGAAAUGGAUAGUCGUAGAAUAUGA
Molecule: messenger RNA, 1509 nt
Organism: Bombus impatiens (common eastern bumble bee)
Lineage: Eukaryota; Metazoa; Arthropoda; Insecta; Hymenoptera; Apidae
Product: sugar transporter ERD6-like 4
Exons: 3
Coding region: 1-1509 (502 amino acids)
Biological process (GO): transmembrane transport
Cellular component (GO): membrane
Molecular function (GO): transmembrane transporter activity
Source: RefSeq, a predicted model, not a curated record